AUGAUAGAAAUCAUUCCUGGACCCGUGAGUAGGGGGAGCAUCUUCAUCUUGAAUGUCUACAGCAGCCCAAAAGACUUGAGGCAGCGCUUUAAGACCCUCGUCUCCAGGGCAUCACAGCUCGCCAGAGACUCCCCGCUGGUCAUUGCUGGCGACUUUAAUGCUCCCUAUCACACCUGGGGCUAUCCAUAUGAUACACACAAGGGGGAGGAUCUCUGGAGAGAGGCGCUCAACCGGGACCUGAUGCUUCUCACCGACCCGUCAUUCCCCACUAGAUGUGGUACGUCGGCUAGCAGGGACACUACUCCUGACUUGACCUUCGUCAGAGGAGCGGCGGCAGCUAAGUGGGUCAACCUCAACAUAGACCUGGGUAGUGACCACUACAUCCUGGCCACGACCUUGCAGGUAGAGCAGAGAAAACUGCGCAAGUUUAUGGUCACCGAUUGGGACAAAUUUCGCAAGAUUAGGGAGGAUUAUGUGGAAGACGAGGAGAAGCCCGAUCUCGAACGCUGGACCGACCAGAUUGCACGAGAUGUCAAGGCUGCCACCAAGGAAGUUAGCACGGACCUCCCGGUCGAGAAGAUGGAUAGCAGACUAGCACAUCUGAUCGAGGCCAAGAGGUCCCUCCUGUCCAGAUGGAAGGGGCAGCGUCUCAACAGAAGGCUUCGCAAGAAGAUUGCCGAAGUCAACAAAACAAUAGAGGAGCAUUGCAAGGUCCUUUCCAGGCAGCAGUGGGACGAUGUCUGUAAUUCCAUCGAUGGUCAAAUGCGCCGUGCCGGGCCCUGGAACCUCCUCAAGCACUUGCUAGAUGAGACAAAUACCAAGUCGAAUCAACGAAGCACGCUGGGACGCAUUUUGCACGCAGCCAGACAGGAAUCCACGGACGAUGAAGUUAUACAGACGCUUGUGAGCAAGUACCUACAGGUGGAUUCCAGCCCGAUGGAUGAUCGUCCCCUCAAGGAUUAUGAGGGCGUUGAGAACCCAGAGUUGGACGCAGAGUUUGGAGUUGAAGAAGUCAGGCAAGCCCUACACGACCUAAAUGGCAAAUCGGCACCCGGUCCAGACAAGAUCACUAACAAGGCCCUAAGGAACCUGGAUGACAAAUCAAUAGAGCACCUCACUGAGUUCAUCAACAUGUCAUGGAGCAACGGAAAUGUUCCAGCACUAUGGAAGAGGCCACCGUCAUCCUUAUUCCCAAGCCUGGAAAGCCACCCAGUCUCGACAAUCUUAGGCCCAUCUCGCUCACUUCGUGUGUGGGCAAGGUAG
This is a messenger RNA of Rhipicephalus sanguineus (brown dog tick), 1263 nucleotides long. RefSeq lists its product as uncharacterized. The transcript has a single exon. The record is from RefSeq and is a predicted model, not a curated record. NCBI's taxonomy places the organism in Eukaryota, Metazoa, Arthropoda, Arachnida, Ixodida, Ixodidae. The coding region runs from base 1 to 1263 and encodes 420 amino acids. Gene Ontology annotation, molecular function: catalytic activity.